Molecule: messenger RNA, 2778 nt
Organism: Thunnus maccoyii (southern bluefin tuna)
Lineage: Eukaryota; Metazoa; Chordata; Actinopteri; Scombriformes; Scombridae
Product: proto-oncogene c-Fos-like
Exons: 5
Coding region: 783-2099 (438 amino acids)
Biological process (GO): regulation of transcription by RNA polymerase II
Cellular component (GO): nucleus
Molecular function (GO): RNA polymerase II cis-regulatory region sequence-specific DNA binding; DNA-binding transcription factor activity, RNA polymerase II-specific
Source: RefSeq, a predicted model, not a curated record
ACACACACACACACACACACACACAAAGUACAUCAAACAUAUAUUUGAACACGCAGAUUUGUCUGUUCUGAACUGAGUGUAUCAAACAAAUUGGUCAAAAUAACCUCCCCACACACACACACGCACACACUGCUGGUGUAUUUUUAACUCUGUCCUGUUAAAAAGUUCAUUCAAAUAUUAUUAUUUGUACUAAGAUAUGAACAUACCAGGGCUACAGCUGUCUUGUUUUUUAACCUUCUUGCUUAGAUGGACUUUAAUGCAAAAAUACAUUUUACACUUUCACUACUUUUUUACUUUGAUAAGUUGUGGUUUCAGAAAUUCUUGCAGGAUAAAUCAGGGACACACAGCUAAUAUACUGCUGUGCUUGAAGAUUUUUAGCAUCAAAAAUUCAAAGUUUUUUAAUUGGCUUAAUGAUGUGCAAUGUGGCAUAUAUCCUACCUUUGGGUAUAGACUAGUAUGCAAGUAUUCAUUUGAUGGAGAAAUAUAAAGAUUCAUAUUUUAAGAUAAAUAUUCAUAAAUAGCCUAUAUUUGAUCUAAGUAUUAAAAAUCUCAGACAUUUUUAUUAUUAUUAUAUGAAGGAAUCUCUCUAGCUUAUCUGACAUGCAAAGAAAUGUAUUUAUUGGCAAAUUUGAAUCAAGAAUUGUGUGGAAAAUCCUUUGAAAACAUUUCAUAACAACUCAAUGUAAACUUGCAACCUAAGCACUAUAAAGUCAUGUCAGAGCAGAAGCUGUUACGUGUGUGUCACGCCUUCAGGCAGUGUUUGUUCCUUUUGUGUGUGAUUUAUGCAAGGGUGUGUUGAGUUGCAGAGCGAGUUGAGAACUGGUUUGUUAUGUGUACUUUUCCACGACAGCUUUUUCUCAGGGAUGCCCGAGCAUGUCUAUAAAGGUCUUCCCUGCUCCCUUUGGGAUUUGCAUGAGGAGCUACUACUGAAAUAUGAGAACAUGCAUCCAGACUCCAGCGCUGAGUUCGACUCAUCGUCCAGCUGUAGCACAGCAUCGCCUGGCGGGGACACCCCUGGGUGCAGCCAGCAUCCUCCUGACUCGCUUUCAUCAUCAGUGGACAACACCAAGGAUGUUGAGACCAGUGCAGCAGACUCCUUUGUUCCGACUGUGACUGCAAUCUCAAGCUCGCCGGAUCUAAGGUGGAUGGUGCAGCCGACAGUCAUCACAUCUGUCUCUCCGUCAUCCAGCCGUGCAAAGCCCAAAACUCAUGGUGCGAACCAGUCGUCUUCCCCGGCAGGUGCAAACAAGGCGAAGCCCUCCAACAGGAAAGGGCAAAAAGCGCAGCCUUCCAAGGAGGAGGAGGAAAGGAGGAGGAUCAGGAGGGAGAGGAAUAAAAUUGCUGCAGCAAAGUGUCGUAACAGGCGGAGGGAGCUGAUAGACACUCUGCAAGCUGAGACUGACAUGCUCGAAGAAGAGAAAUCCGGUCUCCAGACGGAGAUCGCCGAGCUCCUGAAGGAGAAGGAGAGACUGGAGCAGGUCUUAGCCUCCCACAAACCCUCCUGCAAACUCCCUGCAAAUGGUAGUGAUGAUGAUGAUGAUGAUGAUGAGGAUAAUGAUGUGAACACAAUGCUGCAGGACCCUCCGGCUUCCCCACAGCUGCUGUCCAUCUUAGAGAAUGGAAAAACCCCAGAGAGCAACACAACAAUCGGAGAAGCCACCAUUGGUCAAGACAUGGACAGCAUCCCUUGUAUCCCUGCUGCAGCCAUUUUGGGGAACUCCAACAUCCUGCUGUGUUCCAGUGCAGAAGAAGAGGUUCUGGAGGACUUAAAAGGAGACGACCUGGAUGACUUGGUGCCCAGCCUUGAGAUGGCGGUGACGGCUGAGACGGCCGCCUCCGUCCCCGACAUAGACCUGAGCGGCCCCUUCGGCCUCUCAGACUGGGAAACGUUGUACAAAUCUGUGGCAAACGACCUUGAAUCUUUGAGCACACCAGUCAUGUCUUCCAGUCCCACUUGUAGCAAUUAUCGCACAGUGUUUUCCUUUAAUUACUCCGAGAUUGAUUCCCUGGCUGAGGGCUGCGAGAGCCUCAAAGGCAUCCUCGGUGCAUCUGAGUUCAAGAAAGAUAGUCUCAACUCUCCAACACUUCUGGCCUUGUGAAUGCAAAGAAGUUAUGCAAUGAUACUGUAAUUGUAUUCUAACCAGCCAGCAAGCAAGCUAUGAUCUCUAUCAAAUAAUCUUUUGUAGUGUGAGUUUUUGGAUGUUGUGUAUAGAUGAAGUGUUUUCUGUGGCUGUAACAGGGUUGACUUCUUCAAUACUGCUGGUGCAAGUCUCUUGAGACUUGAGAUUUUCGUGCUGGUAUCUAAAAAUGCAUGCAAAUACAAAGUCAUCCGUAAUCCAAGAAGAGAUGAUAUCUUGUGUUUUAGAAAAUCCCUAAUGUGAUGUGAAGUUAGAUCAUGCUCAAUAGCCUACUGUGCGUGCGUGUGUGUGUGUGUGUAUACUAAUGUUGUGCUGUAACAAGUGAAAAUAACAGGGUUACUAAUGUGUAGCGUAUAGGUGUUAACAUCUUGCUGUAAGGUGUCCCCCCCCCCCAACCCCCUGACUUGACUUUUCCUUUCGAGUUUUUUCCAUGAAAAGAUCGUGUCAUGUAUUUUAUCAAGAUGUAUUUUAUGACAUAGUUUAUUUUUUUACUUAUCAAAACUUAUCAGAUGCAAAAACAUAUAUAUAUAUAACGCUGGAAAUAAAAAAAAAGAGACUACCACACUAGAAAUGUCUUGCCGUUGUUGUUAUUCAGUGUAAAGAACCUCACCACAAGCUCCAUUUAGCAACUGUUUUGGAG